UGCGUUGUUCAAGGCUGCGCGUGUCUGUUUGUCCACCACUAUCCCAUCCAUCCCAGAAUGCCCUCCCCCACAGCUGUAGCACAUGCAAAAAGGCUCUCCAUAGCAAGCAAUUCUCCGAAGGGCAAGAUGGAGCAGUUCACCUUCACUCUGGGCAAGUUGGAUGCUGGCAUGGCCAUUCUUCUUGGACCAAACGCUCACCUGCUGGAGUUCCCGUCACUCCUCUUACCCACCCCAUCACCUGACGCACCCCCUCUAGGUCCUGGAUCUAUUCUCACCAUCACAGUCUCUCGUGAUCUCGCUGCUGAAUAUGCCGCUCAGAAAGCAUUUAAAGAAUUACAGGAUUCAAUUUUGAAUGCUUUCAGCAUCCCUCCGAAGGUUCCCGUUGUGAGGCUUCGAAAUGUUACGCAGACAAAUGUCACUGUUGAAUGGGAUAGGAUAGAUGUCGGUAGCGCGGAGUUCAGAGGCUUGGAAAUGCAUCGGAACGGGCAGCGUUGGGGAAGGGUAGGAGGAGAGUAUGGUGGAGGAAUACAGGAAAAGACCGAGUGGAAGACUGGCGGUCUUCAAAGUGGUGAAGAGUACACUUUCCAACUUGUCUUGAAAACUACAGCUGGCACAUAUCCCUCAAACAUAAUUCGUGUUAGGACACAUACCAUGGACAAUCUCACUGGUCUUUUGAUAUGUUUUGGCCCUAUGCACCCACCACAACUCGUGGACCAGCUUCGUCACUGCCUGCGGCAGAUUGGAGCUCGCGAAUCUCCUCAAGUUGCGCUUGAUACCACACACUUUGUUUGCACCACCCCAAUGGUUGGCAGUGACGAGCAUGGUCGAGGGGGCGGAGUGGACCCCGAAUACCAAGAAGCGUUGAGGAUGAAUUUACCCGUUGUUGGGCCAGGAUGGUUGUUCGCUGUCGCCGAUCAACGCAAACUGUUCCCUAUUUCCAACUACAUUCUUCCAUCUCUACCAUCCAACGCUUCACUUGACACCGCUCCACCACCCCCUUUCCGACGGCCCUCCCCACUCAAGCGUGCCUCGCUUCCAAUUCCCUCCGCCCCCCAAUCACCCAUCAGGGAUGAUGACGACGCCCCAAGAUCGCCUAGCCCAGAAACUAUUGCUAGAAUGAGCAUGGUUCCGGCUUCACCCACAUUGCCCAGCCAUGCUCCAGGUGACUUUAGUGAGCAAAGAAGAGAAAGUUUGGGAGCUGGUGAGGUCCCCCGAGUGAAAAGCCCCAGACCAGAAGCCCAGGAUGCCCCUAGGUCUAGGAGUCCUAAGCCAGAGGCCGAUGGAAAACUCGAUAGAGGCUUCAAGUUCCCGCUUUCCAGCCCUGCUUCUGCCGCCUCCUCAUCCUCCCAAUCAUCCCCCCUUUCUGGGAGUCAGUUUACCUCUCCCACCGCUGGAGAAGCGCAAGUGCCCGCGACGGACCCCGCGUCAACGCUUGUGUCGACCCCCGGAGACGCUCAAGCCACAUAUGAUUAUGCAGACAUCCCUUUGCAAACAGUCUCCCCUCCUGCCGAAAUUGAAGAAGAAGUGAAGGGAAUCAGCACGGAGCCUAUAGUCGUGGAAGAACCUCGCGGCGCGACGGAACAACUUCCGAUUAAGACUGAGUUGCCUGUCCAAAUCAAUGGACAGCAGGAAAGGGAAGGAGGGAAGGCACAGACUAUCGAUGAGGCAGUGAAGGAGUUUGAAAACGUUGUCUCUGGGGGCGCGAGCAAUCUCCACGCAGAGUCAAUUGCGUCGCCUAUUCCCAUUGAGAAUGUGGAGACGGCCACUCACCCUGAUGCCGAAUACCAUGCAGCCGACCUUCCACAGACUGAACCAUCAAAGAAUCCUGAGCCUCUUGAGCAUCGUGCAGCUCCCUCAGAAGAAGCGCUUUCCGAAGAAUCAACCGCAAAAAAGGCGGAAGCAAAUGUACUUCCAGAGGUCGUUGAGAGUGUGCAACUAAUUCCGGUUGAGGAUGGAACAGCUGGGAAGGACAUGGACUUAGAAUCGAGACCCGCAGAGGACAUUGUGAAAGCAAACAGCUCCCACUCACCCGCCAAGAAGGAGGAAGAUACACCUUCAAAUAUUGAACAACCCAAAGAAGCUAUAAUUGCGGAGUCAGAGCCUCAAUCUGAUAUUAUUCCCGAGAAUGCGACACCAACAGCGUCAACUCCGGCAAGAAGCAGCCAAAGCACUCCCGUCUCAAAGUCACAGAAGAAAAAGAACAAGAAGAAGAAGAAGGCGCAGGCAUCAGCUGCUGCUGCGGCUCCCCGAGAGGAGUCUGAAGCGAACGGUAAUGGAGAGGGAUUGGAGGAUGUAGACCUGAAUUAAGCUGGCCUUCUCGUCUUGGGAAUGCGUCGCAUGUAUAUUAAUCAGGAUAUGGGCUCUGAAGAAUGUAAAUGUGAUCUGUGCA
Cryptococcus deneoformans JEC21 is the source of this 2389-nucleotide messenger RNA. Its product is annotated as cell wall chitin catabolism-related protein, putative. Bases 58 to 2307 code for a protein of 749 amino acids. The transcript is spliced from 7 exons. Gene Ontology annotation, cellular component: trans-Golgi network; exomer complex. The record is from RefSeq and is a predicted model, not a curated record. Lineage: Eukaryota; Fungi; Basidiomycota; Tremellomycetes; Tremellales; Cryptococcaceae. Gene Ontology annotation, biological process: conjugation with cellular fusion; Golgi to plasma membrane transport. Gene Ontology annotation, molecular function: protein dimerization activity.